Messenger RNA from Exophiala aquamarina CBS 119918, 885 nucleotides. RefSeq lists its product as uncharacterized. Gene Ontology annotation, cellular component: membrane. Lineage: Eukaryota; Fungi; Ascomycota; Eurotiomycetes; Chaetothyriales; Herpotrichiellaceae. Gene Ontology annotation, molecular function: lipase activity. The coding region runs from base 1 to 885 and encodes 294 amino acids. The record is from RefSeq and is a predicted model, not a curated record. The transcript has a single exon.
AUGGUGGAUCCCCACCAACAAGGCCGAAAGAAGGAUUCCGCUGACUUGGCCUUAGCGUACUAUGACUUCUUCCCGACUCUCAGCUCUCCUCCACAUAACAUAGCAGUCUACGCCUUCGACCAACGAGGCUGGGGACGAUCGGUGAAUAAGCCAACCGAGAAGGGAAAUACAGGACCUACGUCGCUGGUCAUCGCUGAUAUCCACGACUUCGUGCUUCAUGUUGCUUCCCUUCCAGAAGCCAAAGGGAGGCCACUGUUCUUGAUGGGACACAGCAUGGGAGGCAACGAGUCAUUGUAUUACCUGCUGUCUGACCCAGCUGCUUUUUCCAAUCGACCUCCGAUCGCUGGUCUGCUUCUCGAAGCGCCCUAUAUUGAGCUUGAUCCUUCCGAACAGCCAUCCUUUCUGAAAGUGUUUGCUGGAAAACUGGCCGCUUUCUUGCUUCCCACCACGCAACUGAAGCAGAAAUUGGAUUCAACGUACCUGUCUCACGCUGCUAAAGUGCGAGAAGACUGGGUGAAUGAUCCCCUUUGUCACGAUACCGGUACCCUAGAAGGUCUCAAAGGUCUUCUUCAACGUGCAGGAGACCUCUCCAGCAUGAGCCAUGGGCAUCAAAUAGCUGGUUUGCAUCCCACGCUACCCUGUCCUGUGUGGCUUGGUCACGGCACAUCAGACCGAGUGGUCUCUGCUUCAGCAGCUAAGAGGCUAUUUGAUGUUUUGGCAGCACCAGAAGGGGACAAGGUGUACCAAGCGUACCCGGAUGCAUACCACAAGCUGCACGCGGAGCCUGAUGGGGUGGGACAAAAGUUCACAAAUGAUGUCGCAGGGUGGAUUCUGUCCCAUGCUAACCAGAAGACAGCUGAAAUACCAGUGAGUGUAAAGCAAUGA